Plutella xylostella (diamondback moth) is the source of this 1546-nucleotide messenger RNA. RefSeq names its product DDB1- and CUL4-associated factor 13. Gene Ontology annotation, biological process: maturation of SSU-rRNA from tricistronic rRNA transcript (SSU-rRNA, 5.8S rRNA, LSU-rRNA). The record is from RefSeq and is a predicted model, not a curated record. Gene Ontology annotation, molecular function: protein binding. Gene Ontology annotation, cellular component: small-subunit processome; nucleolus. NCBI's taxonomy places the organism in Eukaryota, Metazoa, Arthropoda, Insecta, Lepidoptera, Plutellidae.
GUUCGUAUUUUCUUUUCGGUUUCGCGUUGUUGAUGUUGUUUGAGGUUAUGUUUUGAUUAGUAAUCUAAGUUUCAAAGUUUUAAAACAAGAUAAAAAGACAAACACCGAAGCUAUAUUCCUAAAUAAAGUCCAGAAACUUUAUAUUCCAAAAUGUCAAACGUUAAAAUCAAGGUUAUCAGCCGUAAUCCCGAUGAAUACCUCCGCGCUACAAAACGUGAUAUCCAUAAGAUGCCAAGAAACUACGACCCUACCCUCCAUCCUCUAGAAGCCCCCCGCGAAUAUGUCAGAGCGCUAAACGCCACGAAAUUAGAAAGAGUAUUUGCUAAACCGUUCAUAGGCAACUUAGAUGGGCACCGAGAUGGAGUCUCCUCCAUGUCGAAGCACCCCAGCCGCCUCGCCGUGCUCGCCAGCGGGGCUUUCGAUGGGGAAAUAAGACUGUGGGACCUCGCUCAGAGGAAAUGCACUAGACACUUCCAAGCCCAUGAGGGUUGGGUAAGAGCUUUAUGCUUCACACCAAGCGGAGAGCAUUUCACUAGUGUUGGUGAUGACAAAACAAUUAAAACAUGGAAGUCAGAGAUAGUUACUGAAGAUGAUGAGGAUCCUACAAACACAUUACUCAGUUUGUCUGUUGUGAGUGGUAUCACUCAUCAGAAGAACAAACCAAUAUUUGCUACUUGUGGCGAACACUGCCAGCUUUGGGAGAAUACUAGAAGUGAACCUAUUAAAGUUUUCAAAUGGGGUGUGGACAGUCUUCAUCAUGUAUCAUUCAAUCAGGUGGAAACAAAUCUCCUGGCUGCAUGUGCCAGUGACAGAAGCAUCAUCCUGUAUGAUUGCAGAGAGUCCGGUCCUCUGAGAAAGGUAGUGAUGGAGCUGAGGUCCAACGCCCUGGCCUGGAACCCCAUGGAAGCCUUCAUAUUCACUGUAGCUAAUGAAGAUUAUAAUUUAUACACAUUUGAUGUACGGAAACUGGGACAACCAGUCAACAUUCACAUGGGCCACACAUCAGCAGUGGUUGAUGUGGACUAUGCACCAACCGGUAGAGAACUAGUAGCAGGAAGCUAUGACAAAACUGUUAGGAUAUUCGAGAGCCUCAAGGGUCACUCCAGAGAUGUCUAUCACACUAAGAGAAUGCAGAGGCUGACUUGUGUCAAGUGGUCUCUGGACAACAAAUACAUCUUGAGCGGUUCCGAUGAAAUGAACAUCAGGAUGUGGAAGGCCAGAGCUGCAGAGAAAUUGGGUGUUCUGAAGCCGCGCGAGCGAACAGCCCUGAACUACGCGGACGCGCUCAAAGACAAGUUCGCGAGCCACCCGCAGAUCCGCCGCAUCGCGCGCCACAGACACGUGCCCAAACACAUCAUGAACGCACAGAAGGAACUCCACACUAUCCGGGAGAAGGUGAAGCGUAAGGACGCUAAUAGACGAGCCCACAGCAAACCGGGCGCAGUACCUCAUGUGCCUGAGAGGCAGAAGCAUAUUGUUAAAGAGGAUCAGUAAGAAGAAAAAUUGUUUUGUUGAAGUGAUGAAUAAAGGUUUCAAGAAGUCUAAA